Diachasmimorpha longicaudata is the source of this 4426-nucleotide messenger RNA. RefSeq names its product polycomb protein Scm (gene Scm). The record is from RefSeq and is a predicted model, not a curated record. Gene Ontology annotation, biological process: negative regulation of DNA-templated transcription. Gene Ontology annotation, molecular function: zinc ion binding; chromatin binding; histone binding. Gene Ontology annotation, cellular component: nucleus. The transcript has 6 exons. The coding region runs from base 416 to 2635 and encodes 739 amino acids. NCBI's taxonomy places the organism in Eukaryota, Metazoa, Arthropoda, Insecta, Hymenoptera, Braconidae.
GGGUGACGCCAGUGCCAAUAUGGCGGCGUAACAAAUAGUUGUCUUGUCUUUUUGGCAAGCUCGGCAAUCAAUUCAAUUGUUCGCUAAUGUGAAUAAAUUAUUCGAUCGCUUACCUGGAGUCCAAAACACCGAAUCAGACUCUCGUUAUAUCAGUACCCAGUAAUCGUCCGCAUAGUGUCCGUGGGGCCGUGUUUCGGUGCAAAUAUGGGGGGGAAUUGGGAAUCCUAGUGCGUCACAGUUCGCCGAAAAUUUCCCUUUCAUCCUCGAGGGAUAAUAUUUUUUUAAUCAACAUAGUACGGUAAUAUGACGAUUACUCCAUCACUUCUGCUCACGAUUAUUCGUUGGAUGAUAAUUUUGGAAUUGUCUGGGUGAUUAUUGGUUCAUUACUCGACGUUUUGGGAAAAAUUCACCGAUAAUGUCAAGUGUGCCGAUUAGAAUGCGAGUUGAAGUCAUCUUUGCCUGUCAAUAUCUCAUUAAACAACGAUGCGAUUUGAAUAAAUCUGAUCUCAGAUUGAAGGGUCCAGGACGUCCCCCAAAGCCCAAGAAUGCGUGCACCUGGUGCAACGAGACAAAGCAGCCCCUGAAAUACGUCCUACCGACUCAGCAUGGAAGGAAAGAAUUCUGUUCAGAGACCUGUCUCUCAGAAUUUCGUAAAGCCUACGUUCGAGGUGCAUGUGUCCUCUGUGACAACAUAAUCAGAGGUUCUCCAGUGAAGUUGGAGCAGAAGGACGGUCCCACCAAGGACUUCUGCUCGUCCUUCUGCCUCAAUAAACACCAAAAGAAGGAGGUUCAGACAGACACCAAAAAGAGUACGAGUGACCAACCCUCCCCAGCAGCAUCCCCAGCCCCUUCAGGCAUCCCGAGCAGCAGUGGAAUAAUGCCCCAGUCAUUCCCAACGAAUAGCAAAACCAAUGGAACUGGAACUAGCCAGCCAAACGCAUCCCCCUCGACCUCCACUGGUCCCUUUCAAUACGAGACUUAUCAGACCUUCGACUGGGAGCUGUACCUGAAGGAGACUGAUAGCACAGCAGCCCCAGCUGAGUGUUUCAAGCAGCACGCAACUCCUCCCAGCAAUGAAUUCAAGAUGGGAAUGAAGCUGGAGGCACUGGACCCUAGGAAUCUCACAUCAACAUGCAUUGCAUCUGUCGUUGGUGUCCUUGGACCCCGUCUGAGACUCCGGUUGGAUGGCUCUGACAAUAAAAACGACUUCUGGAGGCUCGUCGACAGCAACGAGAUUCAUCCCAUUGGACACUGCGAAAAAUCCGGGGGAAUGCUGCAGCCACCCUUGGGGUUUCGUAUGAACGCAUCCAUGUGGCCCAUGUUCCUCCUGAAAACGUUGAAUGGCGCUGAGAUGGCACCUGCCAAGGUCUUCAAAAGGGAGCCCAAAACACCUAGGACCAAUUCAUUCGAGGUGGGACAGAAACUCGAGGCCAUUGACAAGAAGAAUCCACAGCUGAUUUGCACAGCUACCAUUGGAGGUGUCAGAGAUGACAUGAUUCACAUAACUUUCGAUGGAUGGAGGGGAGCCUUCGAUUACUGGUGUCGAUACGACUCCCGAGAUAUUUUUCCAGCUGGUUGGUGCUUCAAGAGUGGACAUCCUCUUCAACCACCCAGACAGAAAGCCACUGGUCCCAAUAGAUUCAAGUCGAGAACGAGUAAUGUUUUACCAGUCAUGGCUGUGUCGGGCAGUGGAGCUGGUGGAGAACCAGCCGUUGCUCUUGUUAGUCCGGCAGGAUCUAGUGCACCACCUCAGCCUGCUACUGAGCCUGAUACAAGUACGGCUAAUAACAAGCCACGAGCACUCGAUAAUGUCACAGUUUACGUAAAUCACAACUGCUCGUGUGGCCCUUAUUUCGAUCCUAAGAAGGUUAAAGCCCUCCCCUCGCACUUCGGUCCAGGAUCCAUCUCCAGUGUUAUCAGGGAAGUGUUCCAGGCGUUUUUAAUGGCCGCCAUGAGCCCCAGGCAGAUGUUGAGCCUCUUGAAACGUGGAGAAGGCGAGUGGAUAAGUCUCACGCUAGAGAAUAAACUCACAUCGGUGCGAGUACCCGUUUUUCUUGAGGAAGAGGACUUUUACGUUUACAUCAGGCGACAGCUGGAAGAUCUUUGUGCUUGCGAGAGGAUGGUCUACAAGAGGCAGGAGAGCUGCGACAAGUGUCCCAGUGUUCAAAAUAUAGCGUUGGACAGAGAGGACGGGAGUUCUGGGGCUGAGAAGAGACGCUGGUCAGCGGAGAAUUCUCAGGCGAUAAUGAAUCAGGAGCAGAAGAGCCAGGGAUCUGCAGCAAGCACCGUGGACAGCAUGGUCGCUGCCCCAAGCGCCGCCAAACAGCCGAGGAAGUCAGUGCCUGAACUUGAACCUGCUACGUCGACGACGCAGCCUGAAGCUGCUUCCAGUAGGAUAACGUCCACAGAACCUGCUGAAUGGACUAUUGAAGAGGUAAUUCAUUACAUUGCCAUCACGGAUCCAGCGUUAGGCGUUCAUGCAGAUCUGUUCCGGAAGCAUGAAAUUGAUGGAAAAGCCCUUCUUCUUCUUAACUCCGACAUGAUGAUGAAAUACAUGGGUCUGAAGCUUGGGCCAGCACUGAAGAUUUGUAACCUAGUAAAUCGUAUAAAAGGCAGGAAACACGUAAUGCUAUGACUGCUACAAACGUCCAAAUAAGAUGAAAGAAAUAAUCUAUUCAGGUUUAAUCGCACUUCAAUUAUUCAUUCAUCUAUUUUUUGAUUUCUAUUCACUGAGAGUCCUCACUUGGGAGACAUAAUUAUUUUUAUUUCAGUUCGUAAUGCUGGCUUGCCGACGAAUCGAGAAGAUUAUUUUAUAAACAUUUUGUUUAAUGCGCUGUCAGCAUUUACGAGUAUUGAUUUAAUUUACGAAGGGCGUUUGUCUCCUGCGUGAAAUGCUAGGAAUCCAUUAUGAUAAAUAUGUACAGUGAGCGUGUAUUGUAAGUAUAAAGAAUUAUAAUAACUAUUUAAUAAUUCUAAACGCUGAAGAUACUAUUGUGGAAAGGGUAGUUGCCCUAGUAUUUCCCCUCCAGAAUUAUUAUUGUUACGGUGACAGUAAGAAAUUGAGAAAAUUGAAAUCGAGGAAUAUUUUAUAGCACUGUAAAUUUCACGUAAUUAUUGAAGAUUAUUUUGCCAAUCUUAUCUGUCUUAUGUACGUUAUGCCACAACCGAUGGCCUAAUUUUAGUUUCACAUUGUUGGCGAGAGAGGGGGAAUGUCAAUGGAAAGAGAAGAUGUACAUAAUUAAGUGAUAAUACCCAUGUAACAGGUCAUUAUAAAUAUUAGCAAUAAAUUUAGUUUCAAGGAUGGUAGAUGUACGAUUUUGUGAUAGUUUUACUCAGAGAAUUUAGGAAUUUCAUUAUUUUAUAAAUUUUUAUUCAAUUUUUUUUUCUGCCGAGUUAAAUUGUCUUCUAAACUUUUAUUUUUUCAUCUUCGAGUAUGGCAUUCGAUUGCCGUUAUGAGAAUAAUGUUAUGUAGAACUUUCUAUUGCGGUUUUGCACCAGAUUUAUUAUCAAUUUGUUUUUUAUGUGUACCAAAGUCAGCCAGUAAUUCAAACUCAAUUCUCGAAGAGAUGUACAUAGAAUUUUUUUCAUCUUCACUUUCGGAUUAGUUUGCUUGAUUUUUUUUUAUAGUUUAUACGCCAAAAUUUGUUGAAUUUUUAUUCUACCUAUUGUCAUUUGUUUGUUGGAUAAACAUGUUGAAUUCUCUGGAGAAAAUGCGGAGAGAAUUUUUCCAGAAAAAUUCCAUUUUCACGCCUUUCACUCGCAAGUUCAGUGAGGAAGACGUAAUUUUUUCCGAAACAGAGAGAUUGUAAUCUUUCCAGUACUCGUACUGCAAAUUUUUCCGGAAAAUUUCUCUCCGUGAAAAGUGAGAAGUGAAUUGAGUGCGAGAAAUUUAUUUUAAGACUCUUGUUUCACAAUUGUGCGGGGGCAGAUCGAUAGAAAAUGAGUGACUAUUAGUCACUCAAGGAAUAAUAACAAUAAAAUGAAAAAUCCUUGAAAAUUAAUGAUUUUAUUCAUAAUUUUUCCAAUGUUAAUUCUGUUUCAAAAAAUCAUAAUUGAGUGCAACAAACAGGUAUAAACACCACAAUUGUGAUAUAAUACGGUGUAGUUGCCGGAUAAAGGUGCUUGACAGAUCCACUCAAUUACGUACAAUGUACAAAUUACGAUAAGAAUUUUUUGUAAAUUCCUUAUCCACAUUAACUUGCAUUAUCAUUUAAAUUAUACGUAUAUCAUUAUUUAAAUACUCCGAUCACAAUGGGAUUUUAUUCGUUCGUAUUUCGGGUACGGGGGGGUAGAGAGUACCACCAUCUCCCCCACAACUUCCAUUAUCUCUCAUUAACGAUGCCGGUACUCCCUGCCUCGCUGUUUUCUCCUAAUUAAUGAAAAAAAAUAAUUGAAAAAUAAAAUGAUGUGAGCAUUGAAAAACUUA